GGAGUGUCCUAUUCUGUAGCCAAGAUGUGGCCAUCCGUGUCCAUCCUGUGUGUCCUGGUGGCCUUUGCCAAUGCUCGCAGCAUUCCUUACUACCCUCCCCUCUCCAGCGACUUGGUCAACCACAUAAACAAGCUCAACACCACCUGGAAGGCCGGGCACAAUUUCCACAACACUGACAUGAGCUAUGUGAAGAAGCUCUGCGGCACCUUCCUGGGUGGGCCCAAGCUCCCCGAGAGGGUAGAUUUUGCUGCAGACAUGGAUCUGCCCGAUAACUUUGACUCACGGACGCAGUGGCCUAACUGUCCCACCAUCAAUGAGAUAAGAGACCAGGGCUCUUGUGGCUCUUGCUGGGCUUUCGGUGCCGUAGAAGCAAUUUCGGACAGAAUCUGCGUUCAUACAAACGCCAAGGUGAGCGUGGAGGUCUCAGCAGAGGACUUGCUGUCGUGCUGUGGCUUCGAGUGCGGCAUGGGGUGCAACGGUGGUUACCCCUCCGGCGCGUGGAGGUACUGGACGGAGAGGGGCCUCGUGUCCGGGGGUCUCUACGAUUCCCAUGUGGGCUGCCGUCCCUACUCCAUCCCACCCUGCGAGCACCACGUCAAUGGCUCCCGGCCACCGUGCACCGGGGAGGGAGGGGAAACCCCCAGGUGCAGCCGGCACUGCGAACCUGGCUACUCGCCCUCGUACACGGAGGACAAGCACUACGGCAUCACAUCCUACAGUGUCCCUCGCAGUGAGAAGGAAAUCAUGGCUGAGAUCUACAAGAAUGGCCCAGUGGAAGGAGCCUUUAUUGUCUACGAGGACUUCCUGAUGUACAAGUCUGGGGUCUACCAGCACGUGUCCGGCGAGCAGGUUGGAGGCCACGCGAUCCGGAUCCUGGGCUGGGGGGUGGACAACGGCACUCCGUACUGGCUGGCCGCCAACUCCUGGAACACCGACUGGGGGGACAAUGGCUUCUUCAAAAUCCUCCGAGGAGCGGACCACUGCGGCAUCGAGUCCGAGAUCGUGGCCGGCAUCCCCAGCACGGAGCAGUACUGGAAGAGGGUGUAACCUUCUUGAUCAAACCACAAAUAAUCCUGAGUCCCUGAUGCUUUUAACUGAUAGCGGGUUGGGUGCAGAGCCCCCCUCCUCUAAGAGACUAUAGUUGAGGUUACUUUAUUAAAGCUUUUUAUCUUUU
Molecule: messenger RNA, 1174 nt
Organism: Pelecanus crispus (Dalmatian pelican)
Lineage: Eukaryota; Metazoa; Chordata; Aves; Pelecaniformes; Pelecanidae
Gene: CTSB
Product: cathepsin B
Biological process (GO): regulation of catalytic activity; proteolysis
Molecular function (GO): cysteine-type endopeptidase activity
Source: RefSeq, a predicted model, not a curated record